Ziziphus jujuba (common jujube) is the source of this 1686-nucleotide messenger RNA. Its product is annotated as putative F-box/FBD/LRR-repeat protein At4g03220. The transcript has 3 exons. NCBI's taxonomy places the organism in Eukaryota, Viridiplantae, Streptophyta, Magnoliopsida, Rosales, Rhamnaceae. Gene Ontology annotation, molecular function: protein binding. Bases 115 to 1686 code for a protein of 523 amino acids. The record is from RefSeq and is a predicted model, not a curated record.
CUCAGCCUAGUUCACUCUUUUGAAACUUUCAAACCCUAAUCUAGAUAUGCCAAUCUCUUGACCUACUAAAAACCAGAAAAAAAAAAAAUAACAUCAAGCACAACUAAACACUCCAUGGAAACAAGAUCCGCAAAGAAAAGAAAGCUUUCAAUCUUCUACAGCAACAACAACAACAACAAUGAAGAAGAACAACAGCCAGGCAACGACUACAUCAGCGAACUCCCAGACGCUGUUCUUCACCACAUCCUCUUCCUUCUACCCAUCAAAACCGUCGCCCAAACCAGCGUUUUAUCCAAAAGAUGGAGAUCUCUCUGGUCGACCUUCCCGGAUCUGGACUUCACAACAUUCAAUCCGGUCGCAACUAUUUCCCAUCCGAAUGGGUCAAGAAAAUCACAUGCACAUUCAUCACAUUCACAUUCUUCGAACCCCAAAGGCAUAGACUUCAUUUCCCAGAUUCUAACUCUCCGAAACAAACACUCCGAUAUCAGAGUCCUUCGUUUCCGCGGCCGUCUUAGUUUCUCUCGACUCAACGGCAUGAUUCGCCGCGCUAUCAGACACAAUGUUCAAGAACUCGACGUCGAUGUAGCCACCGACGACUAUUUCAACUUCCCAAGAUGCGUAAUCGCGAGCAAAUCUCUACGCGUUUUCAAAAUGAGAUCGCGCUAUCCUGGGUUUCGUUUAGCUCCAACGUCGAUUAUGAAAAGCGGUUUUCAAUCCCUCCAAUCUCUGUCGCUUUCUCUCAUAAUCCUAUACAACCAGCCCUCUCUCUCAGAUUUGUUUUCCGAUUCGUCUUUCCCUCUUCUCAAGAAACUGAGUCUCGACGCAUGUUUUGGAUUGAAAAUUCUCAACGUUGGAUGCCGAGCGCUAGAAGAUUUGAGCUUAGAGAACUGCUUUCAGCUGCAGUGUUUGGAAAUUUCGUGUCUAAAAUUGGAGAGGUUGCGAGUUGCGAGUUGUUUCGAUGCUUAUAUUGCAAGGAGUUGGGUGAAGAUUGAAGCGCCCAAAGUGAGAAGCGUUGUUUGGGAAUAUAAUGCUGUCACGGAUGGUUGCUUUGUGGUGAACUUGAGUGGUGUGGAAGAGGCUUCUGUUGGUUUUUUUGUACUGCAGGAACAUUUAAGUGUGCCAAAGCUUCAGACUGUUUCCAAUCUUUUAAUGGCACUCUCUCACGUCCGUCGUUUAACACUUGAAAUCCAAUGUGUUGAGAUUAUUUCAAACAAUAACUAUUUUGCAGUUUAUCUGCAACCAUUUAACAACCUCGAGUCCUUGGAAUUGCAUACCGGUUUCAACAAGAACAACGUCCCUGGAUUAGCGUGCAUAUUCAAGAGCUCUCCACUUCUACGAACUCUCAUUCUUAGGAUUAUUAACGAUUACAAGAUUGAAAGGAGGAAAUGGAAUAAGGAUUUGUGGGACAUGUCUGCCACUGAGGAAGAACAAUAUUGGGAAUCACAGGCCGAAACCUUGAAAUCCUUUCUACAUAAUCUUAAGGUAGUAAAAAUCCAUGGAUUUUUAGAAUGCGAGAAUGAAGUUAGUCUAGCAAAGUUCUUGCUCAAGCAUGGAAAGGCUCUGGAAGAAAUGACUUUGUGCACAGGACGCUGCAAAGCUAGAGAUUCUCUUAGGAGACAAAAAAUUAGGUCACAAAUUAUGGGAUUCUCUUGGGCUUCUUCUAAUGCUAAAAUCACAAUUCAAUGA